AUGGGCAGCAGCGGGGCUAGCAGCAGCAGCAGUGGCAGUGCGUACCGCCCGCUUGUCAAGGUGUGCGGUGUAACGAACGCCGCCGACGCCGAGGCCGCGGCCCGCGCCGGCGCCAGCUUCAUCGGCAUGAUCAUGUGGCCACAGGCCAAGCGCGCCGUCAGCGACGAGACCGCAGCAGCCAUCGCCGCGGCCGCGCGCCGCCACGGCGCGCAGGCGGUGGGCGUGUUUGUGGACGAGGACGCAGCCACCAUCGCGCGGCGCUGCGGGGCGGCCGGCGUCGGGGUCGCGCAGCUGCACGGGGACGGGGCGCGCGCGGCGCUGGACGGGGUGGUGUAUGUGAUGCAUGCGUCCCUGGAGGGGGAGAUAUUGACCCAGCUGCCGGCAGCGGGCGAGGGUGGCCGGCGGCCAGACUGGCUUUUGGUGGACGGGCAGCAGGGCGGGAGUGGCCAGGCGUACGACUGGACCAACCUGCGCGUUCCCGACGCGGGCUCGCGCGGCUGGAUGCUCGCCGGCGGCCUGCACCCCGGCAACGUCGCGGCGGCCGUCGCGGCGGCGCGGCCGGGCGUGGUGGACGUGUCGAGCGGCGUGUGCGGGCCGGAUGGGCUGCUGAAGGACCACUCAAAAGUGGAGGCGUUCAUCGCUGCAGCCGUCGGGGCGGUGGCGGCGCCUGCGACGCGGUGA
Monoraphidium neglectum is the source of this 681-nucleotide messenger RNA. Its product is annotated as phosphoribosylanthranilate isomerase. Bases 1 to 681 code for a protein of 226 amino acids. The record is from RefSeq and is a predicted model, not a curated record. Gene Ontology annotation, molecular function: phosphoribosylanthranilate isomerase activity. Lineage: Eukaryota; Viridiplantae; Chlorophyta; Chlorophyceae; Sphaeropleales; Selenastraceae. The transcript is spliced from 5 exons. Gene Ontology annotation, biological process: L-tryptophan biosynthetic process.